Amphibalanus amphitrite is the source of this 10024-nucleotide messenger RNA. RefSeq lists its product as uncharacterized. The annotation marks the transcript as partial. Gene Ontology annotation, molecular function: ATP-dependent chromatin remodeler activity; ATP hydrolysis activity; ATP binding. Lineage: Eukaryota; Metazoa; Arthropoda; Thecostraca; Balanomorpha; Balanidae. Gene Ontology annotation, cellular component: nucleus. The record is from RefSeq and is a predicted model, not a curated record. The transcript is spliced from 12 exons.
ACGCCGGCGGCGGCCGCCAGCCUGCCGUCGUGGCUGCGCGCGGCCGUCAGUGCCACUCCGCCGCCACCGGCCGCGCCCGCCGUCCGGCUGCCUCCCGGCGUCAGCGCCGUGCCACACCCGGCGCCGCGGCAGCGCCAGCCGCCCCUGCAGACCGCUCAGCAGCAGCGGCUCCUGCAACAGCAGCAUCAGCAGCGGCUUCUCCAGCAGCAGCAGCAACAGCGGCUCCAGCAGCAGCGACUGCAGCAGCAACAUCAGCAGCGCAUGCAACAGCAGCAACAGCAACAUCUGCAGAAUCAGCAGCGGUUGAUUCAGCAGAUCAAGCAGAAAGAGCAGCAACGACUCCAGCAAAGACAGCAGCCGCGCCAGCAGCAGCAGCAGUACCAGUAUCCCGACCGCGCCUACGCCAGGGGACGGUCCGUCGAUGGUGGAUACCAUGGCGGUCAGGCUGCUGCGAACGCCCCCUCUGAGCAGCCGGCGCAGCUCACCCUGCAGCAGGCGAUGGCGCUGUGCCGGAAGCAGGCGGCCGCCGCCCCCGCCCCCGCUCCCGCCCCCGCCGCCGCCUCUGAAGCGGUCGGCGUCGGCUGGAUGGGUGGCUCGACGGAGGACGACGAGCCGCUGGACGCGGAGCCCGUACUGGAGGCAGUCAGCUCGCCGGUGCCCGUCGAGGAGCCCGUGCACGAACAGUACUCGGACGAGGAGCUAGGGGAGGAGGAGGAGCAUUAUUCUGACGAGGAUGAAGGCAGCUACCAGGAGCAUGAAGAGACGGAGCCUGAAACGAACCGGCAGAGGUCCGAUACUGAACCAGCGCCGGCGCAGAAACCGUCACCGGCGCCGGCGGAGACUCCAGCUCUGCCGGCCGGGCUGAAACUGCCGCCUGGUGUGAAUCUGACCCGGAGCGACCCCCCGCCGGCCGCGACACCGCCAGCACCAGUCGCUGCACCAGCACCAAAGGCACCAGCGGCGCCGGCUGCACCCGUCCAGACUUCGGUGCCCCCACCGACGGCCCCGCAGCCGCCGGAACAGCAACAGAACGGCGGUGGCGUGGACCAGCACUACGACGAACUCGGGGAGGAAGAAGAAGACUACGAGAUGGGUGACGAGGGGGAUCAGCUGGGCAGCGAGGAACAGGACGAGGCUGAUGACUGGCACUACCCUGAGGAUGAGGAGGAGCAGACGGACCCGUCGCCGGAGCCGCAGCAGCAGCCGCGCUCGGUCCCCCCUCCGGCGCCGGCGCCUGUCCCGGCACCGUCCGACGAGCCGCGCAGUCUCACCCUGCAGGAGGCGAUGGCGCUCUGCCGCCGACAGGCAGCGGGUGCGGAGCCUGCCGAGCCGCCACCCCCUCCUCCGAGUCCCGUGACUCCCGCACCGGAGGUGCGGACGCAGGCGGCGACUGAGCCCUCGUCUCCGGCAGACAAACAGGUGUCCGCACCAGAGACCCGUCUGCCGCCGCCGCCGGAACCCGCGCCGGCCCCUACCGAGGCGCCGCCGGCCGCCGUCGACAAGGGACGGGAGAGAGAAGCGGAGGCGCGGGAACAGGAGAGGAUGGAUGAGGAGGAGGAGGACGCUUUGCUGCGAGAGGACGAGGAGGACGCGCUGUUGCGGGACGAUGAGGACGAGUGGGAGCCGUCGGAAGGUGACCUCGAUGACGAGGAUCUGGACGAGUAUGGCGCUGGGGCGUGGCGGGGCGGAGAGGGUGCCGGAGCCUCACCCCAGCCGGCCCAGCCGCCUGUGCCGCAGGUGACACUGCCGCGUGGCAUCCGUGCGGUGCCGGUGCCGCCUGAGCCCAGCGCGGCGCUGGCGCGACUGCCGCCCGGAAUCCGAGCCGUGGCGCAACAGCAGCAGAGACAGCAGCCUCACCACCAGCAGCAGCAGCAGCAGAGACAGCAGCCUCAGCAGCAGAGGCCACCUCUUGAACAGCAGAGACCGCCUGCGCCGCCGCCGCAGCGUCCGACGCCGCGCGAUCUGGGCAUCCGACUGCCGCCGGGUAUCGCCGCUGUGCCCGUGGGCCAGUCGUACCCAGAGCCGCCGCCCGCCGCGGACACGACUCCUAAGAGCGCCGCCCCGCCGGCAGCGGAGCCGGAACCGCGUCACCUGACUCUGCAGGAGGCCAUGGCCAUGUACCGCCGGCAGUCGCAGGCGGCCGCGGAGCCGGAGCCGGAGCCGGAGCCGCCAGCUCCCGCGGAGCGGAGCGACGAGUCCCGAGAGGACUCUGUGCUCGAGGACGACUCGCUGCUGGACGACUCGCAUCUGGCCGAGGGUGAGGCUCGGUUCAAUGAGGACGAGUACGACGAUGACCUUGAUCAGGAGGACUUUGAUGAGGACGAAGAGCUGAUGAAGAACGGUGGGUGGCAUGACGAUGAAGCCUCGCCUCAGUACCAGGACGAGGCGCAGCCGGAGGAUGUUGGUGCAAUCCCCGAACAGGAUCAUGCAGAUGAGCCUGAAGAACAAAUGUUGACGGCUGAGCCCGACGGGGAGCCAGAAGGUGACGAUGAAUCGCAUCUACAAGACGAGUCACAUGUAGAAGGCGAAAGUGAACAUCCAGAAGAGGGCACUUCACAUCUACAGGGGGACGCUUCACAUCUAGAGGAGGACACUUCACAUCUAGAUGAGGGCGCUUCACAUCUAGAGGAGGACACUUCACAUCUAGAUGAGGGCGCUUCGCAUUUAGAGGAGGGCGCUUCACAUCUAGAGGAGGGCGCUUCACAUGUAGAGGAGGAUGAUGCACGCCUAGAGCAGGAAAAGGCGCGUCUCGUUGGGGAGGAAGAAGCGAUGGAGGAAGGGGAGUCGUGGCCGGCUGAAGAUGGGGCGCGAUACGACGAAGGCGAGUCGCGUGCCGAGGGAGAUGGGCAGCAGCUUGAUGACGAGCAAGCACUAAUGGAGGAAGGGUAUGAAGCAGAGAAAACAGAUGAAGGUGAUGAAUAUUCAGGUCAAUAUGGGGAUGAAGCACUGCCGGAAGAACCCACUCAUGACAACAUGGCCGGUUCACUGCCUGAGCAGACCGGGCCGGCGGACGCUGGAAACGCGACUGCCGCUAGCUUUGACGCAGAAACUGGCGAACAUUUGCAGCACCCUCCAGAGCCGACCGCUGCGGCGCCGGUCGACGGUGAGACGGCCGCCGCCCCUGCUGGUGACCAGGAUACCGUUCCGAGUCCUCCCCAGCCGGCGGAGGAGGCUGCACAGUUCCAACCACCCGAUGGGAGUAGCGAGGCCCAGUCUCCAGCUGCAGGUCCAACUCACGCCGAUGGCACGCCUGAGCAGCCCAGCAAUGAGCAGGAGGCCCCAGAAGUGCCGAGCGGCGCUGGUGAUAGCCGUGAUCUCGGGGACCUCUCGGCCUCGGAGGAGCCGCGCUCCGCGCCGCCGUCGGUGCCGCCUCCGGGGCCGGACGCUGCGGCCGACUCCGGCCAGCAGCAGCAGCUGGCGGACGACUCGAUCUCGGAUCUGAUCAGCGGCGCCGUGCUCGGUCCGGAGCUGAUGCAGGCCGAGGUGGACGGCACCGCCGAGGACCUGUCCGAGGUCAAGGACAUGCUGAGCAUGCUGGAGGAGAAGCCGGACCUGCUGGACGCCGGCGGCGGCGGGGACGCCGAGCCGGACGAGGGCGCUGAGGACGAGGAGCCGGCCUCGUCGGAGGCGGACGGCAGCGGCUCCGAGUCCGACCGGCGCGACGGCGGCGACGGCAGCGAGGCCGGCAGCGCGGAGUCGGACGCCGCCGGCGACGGCGCGCGAGAGAGCCCCAAGCCCAAGCGGCGCAAGAAGAAGAAGGGUCGUAAACGGAAGAAGAAGCGUGGCGACGGUGACUCUAAGGACGACGACGAGAACGGGCCGCUGAACAAACGGCGCAACAUCCGCCAGAUCAUGACGGAAGAGGAGCUGGACGCGGAGACGCUGCGCGCACAGGAGGAGGAGAAGGAGCGCCAGCUGCGUCUCGCCGAACAGAAAAAGUGGUACGAGCAGUUCAAGCGCGAGCAGGAGCGUGUGGAGCGAGAGAAGGAGCAGGAGCGGCUGGAGCGCGAGGCGGCCGAGGCGGAGCGCAAGGCCAAGGAGGCCGCCGACGUGAUCGUGCUCUCCAGCGACGAGGAGAAGGAGGAAAAGGAGGAAAAGCCCGAGGUUAAAAAGGAGGUUAAGAAAGAGCCGGCGGCCGAGACGAGUGACGACGACAUCCAGCUGCUGAGCUCGGGCGAGGAGGAGAAGGAGGACGGACACGCCGAGGACACCAACAACUCGGGCUCGCACACGGACGACACGUGCAACGUGCCCGACUCGCUGGGCCGCGUGCUGGUCAACGUGGGCCACCCGCCGGCCGAGAUGGACAUCUUCAUUGCGCCGCAGAUCGCCAGGAACAUCAAACCGCACCAGAUUGGCGGCGUCCGGUUCCUGUACGACAAUCUGAUCGAGUCGCAGGAGCGCUGCAAGACCACGCCCGGCUUCGGCUGUAUCCUGGCGCACUCGAUGGGCCUGGGGAAGACGAUGCAGACAGUGACGUUUACGGACAUCUUCCUGCGGCACACGGGUCACCGCACGGUGCUCAUCAUCGUACCCAUCAACACUAUCCAGAACUGGCUGAACGAGUUCAACUUCUGGCUGCCGGACGCCAACACGUACACGCCGCUGGCGCAGGGCGGCGAGGUUCGGCCCAGACACUUCGCGGUCAGCAUGCUCAACGACUCGCACCGCACGCUGCAGGCGCGCGCCAAGGUGAUCGCCGACUGGUACCGCGACGGCGGCGUGCUCCUCAUCGGCUACGAGCUCUACCGGCUGCUCAACAUCAGCUCGUCGCGCGCGGCCCGCAAGAAGAAGCGCAAGGACGGCUCAGACGACCUGGAGGCCGAGGCCCGGGAGAAGCAGCUGCUGGAGGGCAUCAAGACGGCCAUCACCCGGCCCGGACCCGACCUGGUCAUCUGCGACGAGGGCCACCGCAUCAAGAACGCCGGCGCCAGCAUCUCGCAGGCGCUGAAGAGUAUCCGGACGCGGCGGCGGCUGGCGCUCACCGGCUACCCGCUGCAGAAUUGUCUGGUCGAGUACUGGUGCAUGGUCGACUUUGUGCGGCCCAACUUCCUCGGCACCAAGGCCGAGUUCAACAACAUGUUCGAGCGGCCCAUCUCGAACGGCCAGUGCGUGGACUCGACGCCUUCGGACGUGCGCCUGAUGCGGUUCCGCUCUCACGUGCUGCACUCGCUGCUGGAGGGCCUGGUGCAGCGGCGAAGCCACGCCAUCCUGCAGGCCACGCUGCCCAAGAAGGAGGAGUACGUGUGUCUGCUGCGGAUGACCCAGCUGCAGCGGGCGCUCUACCAGCGCUACAUGCUCGACCUGACCUCGCGCAGCGGACAAUCACCCAACCCCCUGCGGGCCUUCGUCGUCAGCUGCAAGAUCUGGAACCACCCGGACAUCCUGUACAACCUGCUGCGGAAGAAGAUGGCGGACGAGGACCUGGACCUGGACGAGACCAACGACAGCGCCAGCAAUGGCACGGCCAGCCGUCCGCGCCGGCCGCCGCAGGCGCCCGGCGGUCCCGCUGCUGCUGGUGGGCCGGGCGGUGUGCCGGGCGGACCAGCUGGACCUGGAGGAUAUCCAGGUGGACCUUCACCUGGACCUGGUGGAUAUAACACCGGACCUGGCGGGUCUGGUGGUCCUAGCGGAUAUAGUGCUGGACCGGGCGCGCCGGGCGGACCCUCCAGUGGGUCUAGUGGUCCCUCUGGGUAUAAUACCGGACCUGGCGGACCCUCCGGUGGACCGGGUCCUAGUGGAUACAACGCUGGACCGGGUGGACCGGCCGCUCCUGGUGGAGGUGGCGGACCUUCCAGUGGACCCGGUGGGCCUCCCGGAGCCGCUGGAACGACGGGAAACAUGCAGACGCCGCCCGACGCCAGUCCGCUGGAGAAACCCAAAGACGACGGAUUCAUCAACUACGACUGGGCCCAGGACAUGAUGCAGAACUACAUCCCCGGACAGCUGGAGAACUCCACCAAGAUGAUGGUGUUCAAGGUGCUGCUCGAGGAGACGGUCAAGCUGGGCGACAAGAUGCUGCUCUUCAGCCAGUCGCUGUUUACGCUCAACAUCAUCGAGGAGUUUCUGCAGCAGACGGUGGUCCCGGGCCGCAGCGAGAAGUGGAUGCUCAACCAGUCCUACUACCGACUGGACGGCUCCACCACCGGACUCGAGCGCGAGAAACUUAUCAGCGAGUUCAACGCCAGCCCGGCCGUGCCGCUGUUCCUGGUCUCGACGCGCGCCGGCAGCUUAGGCGUCAACCUGGUGGGCGCCAACCGCGUGCUGGUGUUCGACGCCUCGUGGAACCCGUGCCACGACACGCAGGCCGUGUGCCGCGUCUACCGGUUCGGCCAGCAGAAGCGCUGCUACAUCUACCGGCUGGUGACCGACAACUGUCUGGAGCGCAGGAUCUACGACCGCCAGCUCAAGAAACAGUCCAUGUCGAACCGCAUCGUAGACGAGACCAACCCGGACAACAUGGUGACCACGCAGAGCCUGAACCGGCUGCUGGACCCGACCGAGGACGACCCGCCGCCGGCCACCGUGGCGCCCGACCCGGACAAGUUCUCCGACCCCGUGCUGCUCACCGUGCUCGACAAGCUGGGACACCUCUUCUCGCAGGAGCCGUUCGAGCACGACGCCCAGCUGGUGGACCGACAGGACAAGCGGCUGACCCAGGCUGAGAAGAGGCUGGCCAAGCGCAGCUACGAGCUGGAGAAGAAGGCUGCCAACACUGGCGGCCGGCCCAACUACCAGGGCUUCUACCAGCGUGGCCAGCCGGGCGCCUACAGGGGCCUGUACAACAAGCCGGUGGCCAACGUGCGUCCGAUGAUGGUGGGCGGCCGGAUGGUGCAGCAGCGCGGCGGGCUGAACCCGUUCGGCGGCGCGUCCCGGCUGUCCACCGAGCAGCUGAGCCGCCAGGGCGUCUCCAUGUCGCACAUCACCGUGCCCAAAGACGUGACGAUUCCGACCGGGUCCGGGGACGGCGAGCCGAUCCAGCUGCGCGCCGGCCAGACAGUGCUCGUCAUCCGCACUGCCAAGGGCGUCUACCUGCGACUGCAGGACGGACGCAUCAUCGCCAUCCGCAUGCCCGCCGGAUCCGGCGGCCGCAGUGUGCCGGACCUGCUGGGCAGCUCCAGCCGGUACCAGCCGCGGCCCCAGCCGGCCUCCGCCGCCGGCCCGUCCGGUAUUCGCCUGCCGCGCGGCAUCACCGUGGAGCGGGUCCCGGCCGGCGGCAGCGGCAGCGGCAGCAGCGGCGGCGGGAAGCAGGGCGGCCAGUCGUGGGCGCGCCGCGCCGCGCCCGCGCGCGCCACCGUCAGCCGCUCGGCGCCGGCCCGCUCCGACUCGGACAGCGGGGACGGCGGCCUGAACCUGUCGGCGCUGCUCGGCCGCCAGCCGGCGCCAAAGGACGACAAGGGGAAGGCAGAGCAGCCGGCCACCUCCGCCGCGCCGGCCACCGCCACCGGUGGCGGCUCUCCCGGGGGCGGAGACGAGAAACAGACCGGAGGGAAGGCGCAGGACGAGCGGUCGGCGUCACCGGGCGGGACGGCCGAGGACGGCAACUCUGCGCUCCACUACCUGGACCGGGCGCUGGCCGAGUCUGCCGACAACUCCAGGGCGGACAGCGGCUCAGCGGCGGACGAGUCCGGCCUCGGCGGAUCGCCGGCCGCCGGUCAGCAGCAGCAGCAGCAGCAGCAGGACGACCCCAGUGACCCGCUGUCUCGGCUGAAGAGCCUGGCGGUAGCGGCCAGCGGCGACGGCCGUCAGGAGCCGGGUAUGCCGCCCUCGUCCAUGGCAGACGAUAAGAUGAUGGCAGACCAGCAGCGGCAGCAGCUGCAGGGCCAGCAUCAGCAGAUGCAGCAGCAGCAGCACCUACCGGCUCCACACCAGCAGCAGCAGCAGGAGCAGCAGAUGCAGCACCGAGGGAUGUCUCACCAGCAGUCGCCCUACCAUCCGGACCUGGCCCAGAAGCAGCAGCAGCACCAGCAGUCUCUGGCGUACCAGGGCGCCGGUCAGCAGCGUGGCGACCAGGCCGGCGACGAGUUCAUGGAUACACACAUAUUCGACCUGAGCCACAAGCCGGGCAUGGAACAGCAGUCGGCGCAGGACCUCAGUGGCGGCGGCGGCCAGGGUCUAGACCUGUCGCACCUCCCCCAGCAGCAGCAGCCGCAGCAGCAGCAGUCGGCCGGCCUGCACGGUCAGCUGGGGGGCCAGUCCGGCCGGAUGGACCACCAGGCCAGGAUGGAGCUGCAGCUGGCCGGUCAGCCGGCCAGGGUCAGCCACCCGAUGGACGGCCAGGCGGGCCACGGCCGGCUCGGCGGCGGCUCGGCUGGCUCCAUGUCACAGCUGGACCAGCGACUAGGGCUGACGCACGGCCACUCAAUGCUGUCCCAGCCGCACGACCUGUCGAUGCACGGCCAGCAGCCGGCGCUGGCGGCGCCCGAGCCGCCGCCGCCGCCGCGGUACGGCCUGCCGGCGGCGUCCCAGUACGGCGGCUCCCACCAGUCGCGCACGCCCGGCAUGGAGCAGUACGGACUAGGCAGCGCGGACGGCUCCCAGCUGCAGACGCACCGGCACAAGGCGACGCCGAGCCGCCCCAAGUCCGGCUACCCGCCGCACCAGUCGCCGGCGCUGCACCAGCCCCACCUGCAGCUGGCGCCCGAGCCGAGCCACGCGCCGCCCCAACCGCCUCCGCAGCAUCUCGGCGGCGGCAUCGACGACCUGAUCGCCGGCUUCGACCUGAGCCGGCCGACGUACAGCAGCGCGCCGGCGCCGACGGCCGUCAGCCUGGGCGGCGUCUCCACGGCGCCGCUGCCCUCUUUUUCGACGGUGUCGCAGCUGCCGCUGCCCUCGUUCUCCAGCGUGGCGUCGACGGGUGGUGGCGGCGGCGGCGGCCAGCCGGCGCCGCUGCGCGAGCCGCAGCCGCAGCCGAUGGACACGGCGGCCCCGUCGGCGGCGCCGCCGGUGUCGGCCGCCUCUGGCAGCGGCAGCUCGAGGCUGGCCGAGGAGCCGUUCCCCUGGGAGCUGGGCGGCCAGUACCCGGCCGCCUACAGCCGCGAACUCGGCUACGCCGGCUACCCGCCCUACAGCAUGGCCUACAGCCAGCCGCCGGGCGCGUACGGCGCGCCGGCGCCCUACCCGGCCUACGGGCUGUACGGCGCCGCGUCGGCGGCCAACUACGGGGCGUACCGGUACCCGGCCGGCUACCAGCCGUUCGGCGGCCCGUUCGGCGUGCCGGGCCUACCGCAGCCGUACGGCUCAGCCGAGCCGAGCGUUUCGGCGGCCGACUUCUCGCUGGGCGGCGCGAUGGCUCCCGGCGAGCCCACCUACCGGCGGCCGCAGUAGCCGCCGCUAGCCGCGGCACGGACUGACAGGGUCAGCGGAGCGACACGCGCGCCCGGCCGCCCGCCGGGCUGUACAGGCCGUGUGCAGGAGCUCCAACAAAGCGCUAUUGGUGGACCUUCUACGUGUAUAUUUAAAGUGUUGCCAAAGGCAUUCUGUCCCUCUUCUAUAGAGGUCCGUUAUCUCUAGUCGUACAAACCGUAGGACUGCUUUGAACGUUUUAUUCAGGACAGUUGUUGCAAGGAUAUGUCUUUUAUGCUUUGCUUCGUUAAUCGAGCGGUUGUACCUUUCUGAGUGGAUGGACCAGCUGAUAGUCGCUUCACUGUGUAUUUGUGUGAUACGAGGCGCGUCUUUGUAACCCCAUGGCGAGAGUAUCGCCGCACCAUUGAUUGAUCAGCUGCCCGAUUACCAUACAUUGUUUGGUAGUGUCGCCUACAUCACUGUUCAGACUAAGAGCGGCGCGCCCGUUUGUGUUUCAUCGAGAAGGGACGUAGUGAGGCCGUGUCUGUAAAUGUGCGCCCGUGCGAGUUGGUCCGGCGGCCUCUGUGAGGCGCGUCGGCCGGCGCGCGGCCGCUGCUGUCGUUCUAUCUGCUGCCAGCCUCUCGGCCCGCCGUCGGCCGCCGCUGCUGGUUUCGGCGGUCGCCAGCGGCUUCACUUUGUGUAAUAAUAAUAUAUGGUAUAGCCUGGCAGGCACCCUGUG